This is a messenger RNA of Laccaria bicolor S238N-H82, 600 nucleotides long. RefSeq lists its product as uncharacterized. The record is from RefSeq and is a predicted model, not a curated record. NCBI's taxonomy places the organism in Eukaryota, Fungi, Basidiomycota, Agaricomycetes, Agaricales, Hydnangiaceae. The transcript is spliced from 3 exons. The coding region runs from base 1 to 600 and encodes 199 amino acids.
AUGCCCAGUCCACUGGACUCAAGUCCAGUCCAGUCCAGUCCAGUCCACUGGACUCUCACUGGACUACAAGCCACUUUCCUGAGUCCAGUCCCAGUCCAGUGGACUAUGAGUCCAGUCAUAGUCCACUGGAUUCCACUGGACUGCAGUGGAAUCCAGCAGUCCAGGACCGCGCCCAGUCAUGGGUGUCGGUGCCACGUCGCUAUCGGCGACGUGGCAACCAGACGACGAACGACGACAAGCGUCGUUCGUCGUCCAUGGAUGUCGACAUGGCGCAACAACGCAACCCGGCGACGACACGUCGACAACGACCACGACGGCACCAUGACCCUACACAACAACCGCAACACGCGCAACGGCAACCCACGUCACGAAGCGAACGAAGACACGCCAGGACGACAACACAACACGAGCACCCCCCACCACACACGAAAAAUGACGAGCGCCCACGAAAACGAUGAAACCCACGUCACGGCAAAUGACGAGCGCCCACCACCGUCAACGAACCGCGACGAGCACCCACCCACCCCCACACACGAACGACGACGAGCACCCACGAAAAACGACGAGCGCCCACCACCACGACCCACGACCGCCCACUGA